Messenger RNA from Aspergillus chevalieri, 216 nucleotides. RefSeq lists its product as uncharacterized. The transcript has a single exon. The record is from RefSeq and is a predicted model, not a curated record. Lineage: Eukaryota; Fungi; Ascomycota; Eurotiomycetes; Eurotiales; Aspergillaceae. The coding region runs from base 1 to 216 and encodes 71 amino acids.
AUGGCAACCCAAGCCUUCAACCUCCCCCCAAUCAUCGACAUAGAUGGCCUGCGCGAGAUGCUCUACUUCCCCUCUGAAGCCGAAGACCUAAGUGACUGGCUGGGCUGGAUAGAAGAAGAACGUCCCCAGACCCGAACCCGGCGAGCCCAAAUACCACCGCUGGGCCGCGCUAUCGAUCAAGGUUGGAUACUGGUUGAAGGAGUACCUCGAGAGUGA